Molecule: messenger RNA, 249 nt
Organism: Pieris macdunnoughi
Lineage: Eukaryota; Metazoa; Arthropoda; Insecta; Lepidoptera; Pieridae
Source: the annotation of a GenBank genome assembly
AUGUCUGAAGGGCACGGUGAACCAAAUAUGUUACGAAAGGAAAGUGUAGUGAACGCGAACGUUCCCACUGACAGUCCUAUAACAGAUCCUGGUCAAGUAAGAGGUGGAAACACUGAUGGAAAUGCUGGAAAAUUCGAAGGGCAACGCGUCAAAUCAGGUGCUUUAAAGAAGGCAGCGCGUUAUCGAAGCAGAUCACUCUCGGCCUCUUCUGCGGAUUCAUAUAGCUCUACUUCCUAUACUGGUAAGUAA